AUGAAGAAAACCCCAGCUUUAUUAGAAGACGAGGAUUUUCAAAGGAAUUUCAAAGGGGGGUUGUUCUCCCUGGCAGCAAGCCACAUACCAGAGGCCGACGGGCGAAAGGCAGAAGAGAUAUUCAAUAUCGGCAUCGAUUCUUUGAUGGCCAUUGAACUGAAGAUGUGGAUACGCCGCAACUUCGAUAUUGAGAUCAACACGGUCGAGGUGACUCAGGGCUUUGGCCGAUUUGCUCACCAAGCGUGUCAGAGUAAAGUGGCUAGUCGCCAAUUGAACAGAAUCCUUUACGUCCUUUGGGUCGGUCCGGCAGAUCAAGAUCAUGUCGAGCCUCUUCGAUUGAAAAGAAACCUCGACGAAUCAACCUUAAACACCUUGCGUUUGUUUGAUGAGCUGCCUUCGAUCGUCGAGCACCACGAGGAUACUGAGGGCCGCGGAGAUACUUUAUCAAAGAACCUAUAUCAACCAGCUCCUAUUCUACCGCGGUACCGUCAACCCUUCGGCAUUUCCGUAUUAAGCCCUGCAGGUCACCAGCCCGGCGGCCCCGGUGGAAACUCUUCAUCAAGUACUAUUAGUUACCAUGGAGGUUCUGCAAACGCUCUAUUACAUACUAUUCCCCCGCCAAAUCCUACACAGGAUGCUUUGGCCCAGAUUCUUACCUCGAUAACCCAGAUAAACAAUAGGUUGCAACGACUGGAGAACCGCAGUAAUAACAAGUCCCAACCCCGUCAAGGUCCGCCCGCUCCGCCCGGUGGUCCUGGCCCUCCUGGCCGUAUGGGAAAUGGAACACCUGGUGGCCCUUCGAAAACGGAAGAAAUGGCUACUACUGGCCGGACCACGGAUGACGUCGCAUUGAAACAGGUGAACAACCACCUUUACUACAAGGAUAUCAACGUAUUCAUGGAUAGAGUUAAAGAAGUUAUGCUUGUGCAGACGCCAACAUAG
Molecule: messenger RNA, 942 nt
Organism: Aspergillus tanneri
Lineage: Eukaryota; Fungi; Ascomycota; Eurotiomycetes; Eurotiales; Aspergillaceae
Product: acyl carrier protein
Exons: 3
Coding region: 1-942 (313 amino acids)
Source: RefSeq, a predicted model, not a curated record